Molecule: messenger RNA, 918 nt
Organism: Condylostylus longicornis
Lineage: Eukaryota; Metazoa; Arthropoda; Insecta; Diptera; Dolichopodidae
Product: endocuticle structural glycoprotein SgAbd-5-like
Exons: 2
Coding region: 173-481 (102 amino acids)
Cellular component (GO): chitin-based extracellular matrix
Molecular function (GO): structural constituent of chitin-based larval cuticle
Source: RefSeq, a predicted model, not a curated record
UCUAGCAUCAGUUAAUAACAACACAAAAAAUAAAUUUUUUUAAUUAUUUAAUAAUUAAAUUCUUUAUUAAAAAAUUAAUAAUUAAUUAAUUAAAUUUAAUUUAAUUUAAAAAAAAUUUUUUUUAAUUUUUGUUCUUUGUUAAUUUUAAAAAAAACAAAAAAUCUUUUUAAAAAUGUUCAAAAUUGCCGUAGUAUUUGCCGUUUUAUUCGCUGUUGCAUUAGGUCGUCCACAACAACAACCGGAAGUAACAAUUCUUAGAUACGAAAAUAAUAAUGAUGGAUCCGGAAACUAUCAUUACGAAUAUGAAUUAAGUGAUGGACAACGUCGUGAUGAAACUGGUGAAUUAAAAAAUGUUGAAGGUGCUGAAGAACCUGUUGUUGUUAUGACUGGUAGUUGGAGUUAUGUUGAUGCUGAAGGUAAAACACAUGAAGUAACAUAUACAGCUGAUGAAAAUGGGUUCCAUCCAGUUGUAUCAAAAUAAAAGGGUUGGCUUUUUUAUGUUAAGGGGAUGAUAAACAACAACAAACAAACAAAUAUAUAAAACAACAACAACAACAACAAUUCAGAAUACUCACACAGAUACAAAAAGUACACACACUCACACACUCUAAAAAUAACAAUAGAAAUUUUCUAAAACAAACAAAAUACAACAAAAAAAAAUAUAUAAAAAUUAUAAAAAAAAACUUAAAUUACACCCACACAAAUUUUAUAAAAAAAAAAUAAUUUAAAAAAAAAAUUAUUGUUUUUGUUAAAAAAAACGCUUUCGGCCAGUAUUUCAAAAUUAUUUUUAAUAUUUUAUUUUUUUCUAAAAAUAAUGAAAAUGUGAAAAAAAAAAAACAAAAAUUUUUUAAAAAUCCUUUAGUUUAUUUACCGUUAUUGUGAGUAGUAAUUCCUCCCCCUUCUCCCACUCCAAUAUAA